CACCCCCAAAUCCAUUCCUCCCCCGUUUCAAUUCACCGGCACCGAGGGGAGGGUGGGGGCAGGCAUUCCGUCGAGCGCAUGGCGCUCGUCCCCAGCGGCGACCCGGCCGCGGUCUGCAACACCACCAUCCCCUGGUCCAAGAUGUUCCGCGACGCGUCGGUCCGGCGCCCCAAGCAGCCGGAGGACCCGCCGCCCAAGCCGACGGCGCCAGGGAAGAAGGCGGCCGCGUCACCGGACAUCGCGGGGCUGUCUCUGGAGCCGGACGCGCGGCUGGCGCUGUACAUCGCCAUGGCGCACGCGGGGCUGGCCACGGCGCUGCUCGUGCUCUACGGCCUCUACAUGCUCCUCGCCGACUUCCUCCGCCCGAUGCAGUGGGCGCUGCUCUGCUCCAUCCCGCUCCGCGAGACGCAGCACGCUCUCGUCGCCUUCUGGGAGCCGCCGCUCCGCGGGGGGUUCAGCGCCACCGUGCUCGCGCUCCCGCUCGCCGCGCUGCGGUCCUGCGCGGCCACCCUCGCCGACGCGCGCGCGGCGCUCCUCCGCCGCCCGCUGCCGCCGUCGCCGUCCUUCCCGCGCCUCCUGCGCUGGCUCGCCUCCUCCUUGUUCUUCCUCCUCCUCUUCGAGCGUCUCGGCUCCGCCGCCGCGCUGCUCCUCCUCGCCCUCUCCCUCGCCUUCUUCGCUGCCUCCCCCAAGCCCUCCUCCUUCCUCUCUCGUGCCGCCACUUCCCGCAUCUCCAGUAGAAACCCCUCCUCCCGCGGGCUCCUGCUCACCGGCGGCAUCCUCCGUCACCUCAAGACCCUCGUCGCCGUUGGUCUCAUGCUUGGCAUGAUAGCCGGGUUCCUAGCGGGCAGCGUCUUCUUCUCUUACAAGAUCGGACUGGAAGGCAAGGACGCGGUCAUGUCCCUCAAGUCACACGUCGAGAACGGCAACUACUCUGAAAAGAUUGGCCUCAAGAACUGGCUUGACGACAAUGACAUCCCUGGCUUGGUGGAUCAGUACUCAGCCAAGCUCUAUGACACUGUGUGGGAGCAGUUAGACCAAUUAGCCGUACAAUACAACCUUACUGAUUUCACUAGCGGAUUCCGGCAUUUCUUGAUCAGCCAAUCAGUUGGCCCAUCUGGUGCCAAGAGCAAAGAACUCAUCACUUCUGGACCGCACCCAUACUCGAUGAAGCUGCAGUCAAUUGCGGUGCGUGUGAGGAAAAGGGAGUGGGUGGAGAUUUACAAGGAGCUCGAUUCAUUCUUCAGGGAGCUGUUAAUCACAAGGGAGGAUUUGGUGGUGAAGGCCAAGGAUCUGGCUUUGCAAGGCACAGAGAUUGCAAAGAGUCUGCUAUCUAGUAGCACAUCGGUGCUCGGUGGUAGUGCCAAUUUGAUGCUGUCUAUUGCCCUUCGCAUUCUCUCUGGUGCAGCUGAGGUGCUCAAUUUUGUGUCACAGCUGAUGGUCUUCUUGUGGGUGUUGUACUACCUCAUCACCGUCGAGGGUGGUGGGGCUACAGAGCAAGUCAUUGACCUUUUACCAGUGUCAAAACAAGUAAAGGACCGUUGCGUUGAGGUCAUCGACCAUGCCAUUAGUAGUGUAUUGCUAGCCACUGCCAAGAUUGCUAUAUUCCAAGGAUGCCUGACAUGGCUGUUGCUCAAGUUCUUCAAGGUGCAUUUUGUGUACACAUCAACCGUGCUCACAAUCAUCAGCGCACUUUUCCCAAUACUACCUCCAUGGCUGUCUUCGAUAUUUGCGGCAGGGCAACUGCUGACGGAAGGGAGAUAUGUGCUCACAGUUAUGGUAACAGUGAUACACCUUGUGAUCAUGGAUUAUGGAACCACGGUCAUUCAGGAGGAUAUACGUGGGUACAAUGGAUAUCUCACUGGCCUUAGCAUAAUUGGUGGCAUGACAUUAUUUCCCAAUGCUCUUGAGGGUGCAAUACUAGGUCCCCUUAUAAUGACGGUUGUGAUAGCAUUGAAGAACUUGUACACGGAGUUUGUGCUUGCUGAUACAGAGGAGACCAGCAGCUAGCACUGGAUGAAAGGCAGCAUGUUUGAAGAGAAUACAUGUGUAGGAGUUUUACUCUAUAUUUCCAUGUUGGAUUACCCCUUGUACAAUACCUGAGUAUACACAGAUAUUGCACCAGUUGUGGUUCUUUCCUUGUUGUAAUCUGCCCUCUUUGUAGUGCAACUUAAAAUCUAAUGGGUUUUUCCAUGGAUUUGGUUUUGAUAUAUAUAUGGAAAUGGCCCGCUGUUUGAUUGAUA
Molecule: messenger RNA, 2240 nt
Organism: Brachypodium distachyon (stiff brome)
Lineage: Eukaryota; Viridiplantae; Streptophyta; Magnoliopsida; Poales; Poaceae
Exons: 2
Coding region: 79-2007 (642 amino acids)
Source: RefSeq, a predicted model, not a curated record